GCCGGGCUCCGUGGCGGCAGCAGCGGCGGCGGCGGCGGCGGCUCCAUUCCCCCUCCUCCCCCGGGAGCGGCGGCGGCGGCGGUGCCCGGGCUGGGGCCCCAGCGCGGGCCGGGACGGGGUUGCAGCGGUGGCCGCGAUCUGUCCCCCGGGCCGCAGCGACCUGCUCGACGGCCGGCCCGCGCCCAGGGGCCCCGAACCGUGGGGCCGGGCCGGCGGCUGAGGUCAAUUUCCUUGAUUCCUAGGUGCCAUGAGGAAGCCACGUCAGAAGUCACGGCAAAAUGCCGAGGGCCGGCGAUCCCCAUCCCCCUAUAGUCUGAAGUGCUCACCCACCCGGGAAACCCUGACAUACGCCCAGGCCCAGCGGAUUGUUGAGGUGGACAUUGAUGGUCGUCUGCAUCGCAUCAGCAUCUAUGACCCACUCAAAAUCAUCACAGAGGAUGAGCUGACUGCACAGGAUAUCACCGAAUGCAAUAGUAACAAAGAAAACAGUGAGCAGCCUCAGUUCCCUGGCAAGUCCAAAAAAACCUCCUCCAAGGGCAAGAAGAAGGAGUCUUGCUCCAAACAUGCAUCAGGUCCUUCUUUCCACCUCCCGCAGCCCAGCUUCCGCCUGGUGGACUCAGGCAGCCAGCCAGAAGCACCGCCUCUACCUGCGGCCUACUACCGCUACAUCGAGAAGCCUCCUGAAGACCUAGAUGCAGAGGUAGAAUAUGACAUGGACGAGGAGGACAUUGCCUGGCUGGACAUGGUGAAUGAGAAGCGGCGACUAGAUGGGCACAGUGUAGUGUCGGCAGAUGCCUUUGAGCUGCUAGUGGAUCGGCUUGAGAAGGAGUCCUACUUGGAAAGUCGUAGCAGUGGGGCCCAGCAGUCACUCAUUGAUGAAGAUGCUUUCUGUUGCGUGUGUCUUGAUGACGAGUGCCACAACAGCAACGUCAUUCUCUUCUGUGAUAUCUGCAAUCUGGCCGUGCACCAGGAGUGCUAUGGUGUCCCCUACAUCCCUGAGGGCCAGUGGCUCUGUCGAUGCUGCCUACAGAGCCCCUCCCGGCCCGUGGAUUGUGUCCUCUGCCCCAAUAAGGGUGGUGCUUUCAAGCAGACCAGUGAUGGGCACUGGGCCCAUGUAGUGUGUGCCAUCUGGAUUCCUGAAGUUUGCUUCGCCAACACUGUCUUUCUGGAGCCCAUUGAAGGUAUUGAUAACAUCCCGCCUGCUCGCUGGAAACUAACCUGCUAUAUCUGCAAGCAGAAGGGGCUGGGUGCAGCUAUCCAGUGCCAUAAGGUAAACUGCUAUACAGCCUUCCAUGUGACGUGUGCACAACGGGCUGGCCUCUUCAUGAAGAUUGAGCCCAUGCGGGAGACCAGCCUCAAUGGCACCAUCUUCACAGUGCGCAAGACUGCGUACUGUGAGGCACAUUCACCUCCAGGUACUACCGUUGCUAGGAGAAAGAACAAAUUCCCUGGAAGCUUGAGUGAGACUGGAGAAGAGGAAGGGCUGAAGGAAGGCUGUGGGAAAGAAGAAGAGAAGGAAGAUGUGGAAGAGGAAGAUGAAAACCAUGGUGGGGCAGGUGGACCCCCCAAGGGGAUGCCCAAGAAGAACAAGGUGACUUUGAAGCAAAAGAUCAAGAAGGAACCAGAGGAAGUGAACCGAGAUAUGUCUUCCACUGUCCCCAUGGUCACUAUCCCACAGAUACCCUCUUACAGGUUGAACAAGAUCUGUAGUGGUCUCUCCUUUCAGAGGAAAAACCAGUUCAUGCAGCGGCUUCACAACUAUUGGCUGUUAAAGCGUCAGGCCCGGAAUGGUGUUCCCCUCAUCCGGCGCCUACAUUCUCACCUUCAGUCCCAAAGAAACGCGGAGCAGCGAGAGCAGGAUGAGAAGACAAGUGCAGUGAAGGAAGAGCUAAAAUACUGGCAGAAGCUGCGGCAUGACUUGGAACGGGCAAGGCUGCUGAUCGAACUGAUUCGGAAGAGAGAGAAACUCAAGCGGGAACAGGUUAAGGUCCAGCAAGCUGCUAUGGAAUUGGAAUUGAUGCCUUUCAAUGUUUUGCUGAGAACAACACUAGACUUGCUGCAGGAGAAGGAUCCUGCACACAUCUUUGCUGAGCCUGUCAACCUGAGUGAGGUUCCAGAUUACCUGGAAUUCAUAUCCAAGCCAAUGGAUUUUUCUACUAUGAGGCGGAAGCUGGAGUCCCACCUGUAUCGCACCUUGGAGGAGUUUGAGGAGGACUUUAACCUUAUAGUUACCAACUGCAUGAAGUAUAAUGCUAAAGACACAAUUUUCCACCGAGCAGCUGUCCGCCUGCGGGACCUGGGAGGGGCCAUCCUGCGGCACGCCCGGCGGCAGGCAGAAAACAUUGGCUAUGAUCCCGAGAGGGGCACCCACUUACCUGAGUCACCCAAAUCGGAGGACUUUUAUCGCUUCUCCUGGGAAGAUGUGGACAACAUCCUCAUCCCAGAGAACCGGGCCCAUUUGUCCCCAGAAGUGCAGCUGAAGGAGCUGCUGGAGAAACUGGACCUGGUAAGUGCCAUGCGGUCCAGUGGGGCCCGGACCCGACGUGUCCGCUUGCUGCGCCGGGAGAUCAAUGCUCUUCGGCAGAAGCUGGCACAGCCUCCAUCAUCCCAGCCAUCAUCACUAAACAAGACUGUGUCCAAUGGGGAGCUGCCAGAAGGGCCCCAGGAGGAUGCAUCUGUGCUGGAGCAGGCCCCACAGGAGGAGCCAGAAGAUGAUGGGGACAGAGAUGACUCCAAACUACCUCCCCCACCAACCCUCGAACCCACUGGGCCUGCACCUUCCUUAUCUGAACAAGAAUCCCCUCCGGAUCCCCCCACUCUGAAACCCAUCAAUGAUAGCAAACCUCCAUGUCGGUUCCUAAAGCCCAGAAAGGUGGAAGAAGAUGAACUCUCGGAAAAAUCACCCCUGCAGUUAGGGAGUGAGCCCUUGCAACGUCUCUUUAAUGACAAUGACAUCAACAGACUAUCUCUCAUGGCCCCUGAUACUCCCUCUGGUGUCCCAUUAAGUGGUGUGGGGCGCCGCACAUCAGUCCUCUUCAAGAAGGCCAAGAAUGGAGUUAAACUACAGAGGAGUCCAGACAGGGCCCUGGAGAAUGGCGAGGACCACAGUGAGGUGGGCUCACCUGCCUCUCCCACCGGCAUCGAGGAUGAACGGCACUCCCGGAAGCGGCCAAGGAGCAGGAGCUGUAGUGAGAGUGAAGGGGAGAGAUCCCCCAAGCAGGAAGAAGAGACAGGUGUGACUAACGGCUUUGGAAAACACGCUGAGAGUGGGUCUGACUCAGAAUGUAGUUUGGGUCUCAGUGGUGGACUGGCAUUUGAAGCUUGCAGUGGCCUGACGCCCCCCAAACGCAGCCGUGGGAAACCAGCCCUGUCCCGAGUACCCUUCCUGGAGGGUGUGAAUGGAGACUCUGACUACAAUGGCUCAGGCAGAAGCCUCCUGAUGCCCUUUGAAGACUGCGGAGACCUGGAGCCCCUGGAGCUGGUGUGGGCCAAGUGCCGAGGCUAUCCCUCCUAUCCCGCCUUGAUCAUCGAUCCCAAGAUGCCCCGGGAGGGCCUCCUGCACAAUGGGGUCCCCAUCCCUGUCCCCCCACUGGAUGUGUUGAAGCUGGGAGAGCAGAAACAGGCCGAGGCUGGAGAGAAGCUCUUCCUUGUCCUCUUCUUUGACAACAAGCGCACCUGGCAGUGGCUUCCCAGGGACAAAGUCCUGCCCCUUGGAGUGGAAGACACCGUGGACAAGCUCAAGAUGCUCGAAGGCCGCAAGACCAGCAUCCGCAAGUCAGUGCAGGUGGCCUAUGACCGAGCAAUGAUCCAUCUGAGCCGAGUUCGGGGCCCCCAUUCCUUUGUAACUUCCAGCUACCUGUAAGGGCAGGGCCUGGUCAGCGUCUCCUGGGGGCCCG
This is a messenger RNA of Sorex fumeus (smoky shrew), 3896 nucleotides long. RefSeq names its product bromodomain and PHD finger containing 3 (gene BRPF3). Lineage: Eukaryota; Metazoa; Chordata; Mammalia; Eulipotyphla; Soricidae. Gene Ontology annotation, molecular function: protein binding. The coding region runs from base 248 to 3862 and encodes 1204 amino acids. Gene Ontology annotation, biological process: regulation of transcription by RNA polymerase II. Gene Ontology annotation, cellular component: MOZ/MORF histone acetyltransferase complex. The record is from RefSeq and is a predicted model, not a curated record. The transcript is spliced from 13 exons.